AUGUCAUCAAGAAAACCAGGAGGGAUUGCAUUCAUACACCCAGAUCUAGGUAUUGGCGGUGCUGAGAGACUAGUCGUUGACGCUGCGGUGGGCUUACAAGAAUUGGGCAAUCAAGUAGUCAUUUAUACGUCACAUUGCGAUCUCAAUCAUUGUUUUGACGAAGUUAGCUCUGGCCAAUUGAAAGUCAUUGUGCACGGAGAUUUCCUACCCACACUGUUUUACAAAAGGUUUCAUAUCCUAUUUGCAAUUUUGCGGCAACUAUACUUGGUGCUCGUGUUGAUCAUCUCGGGUGAUAUCAACAACUAUGAUUUCUUCAUUGUUGAUCAAUUAUCUUUUUGCAUCCCGUUUUUAAAUUUCUUUAGUCUGGCCAGUGCCAGAGUCUUGUUCUAUUGUCAUUUCCCUGAUCAAUUGCUUACCAAAAGAACCAGUUUAUUGAAGAGCUUGUACAGAGUGCCCUUUGAUUUCAUUGAAGAGUGGACUACUGGAUGCAGUGAUCAAAUAGUUGUUAAUUCACAUUUCACUAAAGGGAUCUUUCACCAAACGUUUACAAACUUACGCAACAUCGACCCUGGAGUCAUAUAUCCAUGUAUUGAUGCAAACGUUGAAGAGACCGAGGAGUCCAUAAAAGCAGAUCAAGAAGUGACCAAUUUUUUCCAAAACUCAAAGUAUUUCCUAUCCAUCAACAGGUUUGAGAGAUCCAAGAAUAUUGAACUUGCUAUUAAAGCGUUUGCGAAGCUGAAGCGGAUACUUCCAGGAAAGCCGAGAUUGGUCAUUGCAGGCGGGUACGAUGCAAGAGUGGUUGAAAAUGUAGAGUAUUUGAAAGAAUUGACCCAACUUUGUGAUGACUUGAAAAUGACCAAUUUCACCAUACGAGGUAAACUCUUGGUAAUGCCGCCAUCAACUGAAGUGUUGUUCCUACCCAGCGUUAAAUCGUCUCUCAAGGUUGCACUCUUGAAGCAUGCGGAACUACUAUUGUACACGCCUGGAAGAGAACAUUUUGGUAUUGUUCCUGUUGAAAGUAUGCUUUACAAAACGCCAGUCUUGGCGAUAAACUUUGGUGGACCAUUGGAAACGGUGGUUAAUUUUGAUGGAACAAAUAUUGAUGAAGCUACCGGGUUUUUGGUUCCUGGGGACCAUGAAAAGUGGGCAAAAACCAUAACCCGAUACUUCAAUGAAACCGAUGAUGAAAUAAAACGCAGGUUAGGGGACAAUGGGUGUCAUCGUGCCGUUGAGAAGUUUUCUCGUGGUGAAACUAGUUAUGAAUUUGCCAAAAAUUUGGAGUAUGCGGCACGGAGCGCAAAGAAAGUCACGGGCAUACAUUGGAUUCUUUCUGUGAUUGCUGUCAUUGUUCUAGCAAUUGCAUAUGCUGUUUCUAAGGCUAUCUAG
Molecule: messenger RNA, 1386 nt
Organism: Lodderomyces theae
Lineage: Eukaryota; Fungi; Ascomycota; Pichiomycetes; Serinales; Debaryomycetaceae
Gene: ALG2
Product: GDP-Man:Man(1)GlcNAc(2)-PP-dolichol alpha-1,3-mannosyltransferase
Exons: 1
Coding region: 1-1386 (461 amino acids)
Molecular function (GO): alpha-1,3-mannosyltransferase activity; GDP-Man:Man(1)GlcNAc(2)-PP-Dol alpha-1,3-mannosyltransferase activity
Source: RefSeq, a predicted model, not a curated record